Symbiodinium sp. CCMP2456 is the source of this 182-nucleotide messenger RNA. NCBI's taxonomy places the organism in Eukaryota, Dinophyceae, Suessiales, Symbiodiniaceae. The record is from the annotation of a GenBank genome assembly.
AUCCGAAAGAGCCAAGCCCGAAAGAGCCGACGCCCUUCGACACCCAGAGUCGAGCGCAGCAGCUGUUGGCACUUCUUCUGCCCGCAGGAAUCUGUGCGAAGGCCCUUCGACGACCCGCAUUCGUCGAUGCCGAUACGCGCUUCGUUUGGGUCGAGGAGUCGGAGGAGGAGGAGAUGUCUGAG